AUGAAAAAGUCAAGCUUGCGUCGCGGCUAUGUUGCUGGCUGGCCUGGUCUUGCGUGGUACAACGUCGCGUUUCUGGUGCUUACGUAUGUCGUGCCCGUGUUCACCAUGGCGGCGACCUACACGCGCAUGAGUCGCGAAUUGUGGGGUUCUGGCUGCAUCGGGGAGUUCACUGAGCACCAGCACAACGCACUGCGCAACAAGCAAAAGGUUGUGCGUAUGCUGUUCACCGUGGUAUUCCUGUUCACCGUGUGCUGGCUUCCCUACCACGUCUACUUCCUGUACGUGUUCCACCACCCCAGCGUAGUGCACUCGGAUGACAUCCAACACGUGUAUCUGGCUAUGUACUGGCUCGCAAUGUCGCACGCCAUGUACAACCCCAUCGUCUACUACUUCAUGAACCACAGGUUCAACCAGUACUUCCGCCAGUGUCUCUGUUGUUGCUGCACCCUGCUGCCGGACGCGCCAGCUGCGCGAAGCCUUUCCGGGACGGCCCGCUCCAGCCAGAACAACUGCAGCAAUCUGCGGGGCCGCAUGGCGUUUCGCGCCAAGAUCAGAACGGAUCUGGAAGAAAGGAACCAGACGCCACUGGCGGCUACCGUGCAAAAAUCCGCUGGCCAGGAAGUCCUGACGCCCGUCCACAGGACACUACAUUUCGCCGAGCACACGGCAUGAAGUGUACGGGUGCAGUGGUGUGGUACAACGAAUCAAUACCGUCUGCCGAGUCGAAGUGACAGUGGUGUUUACUUUAAGAACUAAACGUCUGUUGACUCUUCCAUUUCCACGGGAAGUGUAAUGUUUCUCUCCUCUUAAGCAGAGACUAUCACCAUACUCGAAAUGCAGUUGCCUUUUGCGAUUACAGCACGGCGAUUUGAGCACUACUGUGAAGUGAAAAUGUGCCCUCGAACACAUAUGUACAUAAAUCUAGGGGGAGGUGCUCCAAAUGGCUGUCUUGUAACGCUCUUGUCUACUGCGCUUGUUCAUCCUCUCAUUCGCAGUUGAAGGAGUCCCCGCGUUAAAACUUCAAACUUUCUAUUUAUUUCCCUUCUAGGUCUUUUGUAGGGCUGAUGCCAAAAACCGCUCAAAAUAGACAUACCUUGCGGAAAAAUUCUUUAAAAAAAAGUAAGUGGUUCACUUGGCUUCCAACAGUAGUAGUCUCAUUAGAACUGCAUGCUGAGCACAUUGCUGCGAUAUCUUCAUCGCACACGACUAGUAGAUAGAAAUCAAUUGGCUGUGCUGAAUGCAGUGAGCUUCUAUGGGGGGAACAUGAUCCGUGCACUUAUGGCAGCCUCGUACUGGUGAGCAAGUGAUCCUGCGUUCGAGUCCACUCAGCCAAUUUUCGAAAUCUGAUAAUAACAUAAGGAGACAUUGGGGCGGAUGUUUUAACGCUGCAGAGGUCCGGAAGCCACAUUACUCACUUAAAAUAAAAAUUAUUAUUGUUACAAUAAAAUAAUUUAUGAACCGCACAUACGUAUUUUCGUAACUGCCAGAAAUUUAUUAGCUUUGCUCAAUUGACGGAUUGACUAUGGUGACUGAUUACGAACGAGCAAUUUCGCUGUGACUGGACGAAAAGAGCCCACGUUGGGAAGCUGUGCUUGCUGUUAUGCCUGCGACCGAACUACGGAUAGGGAAUUGGGAAUGAAUCCUGUUCGCCUCACUGUGUUGAAUUCACUGUGGUGAUAUGUCGUUCAUGUGUAUGAUAUGGCGUUAUAAAAUAAUUAUUCAGAGUU
Molecule: messenger RNA, 1727 nt
Organism: Dermacentor andersoni
Lineage: Eukaryota; Metazoa; Arthropoda; Arachnida; Ixodida; Ixodidae
Source: RefSeq, a predicted model, not a curated record